AUGGCAGGUCAAGAACAAGAACUGGAGAUUGUAAGAUUAGAACUUGAGGACCUACGUCGAAACAUGGGUCAAGUCAUGGAGAUACUACAAGUCAUUAAGGCCAAGUUGGACACCCAAACGAAGGUCGUUUCAGAAAUCAUCGGCUCUAUGAUUGAACCCCAACCCUUAAGGACAAUGCCUACUACUUGGCAAGUCUUCGGUUUACCUCCCUGCAUCACACCUCCAGUUGAAGUAUCCCCUGGCAUUGUACAAUCCACUCAGCAGACGAUUCCUCUACCAACUAUCAAUGAAGCUCAUCCCGUUGUCCAUACAGUUGCACCACCCCUUGUCCAUGCACAUGUGCGACCUUAUUUUAAAGAUCAACAACAUGCUGUGGAUUUUUUAGACGAAGAUGAUGAAAGGCAUGAAGACAUAAGAGGAAUGAAGGAGAAUUCUCAGAUUCUUGAGAAAAGGUUAAGGCCUAUGGAAGGUGACCAAGUCUUUAAUGCUACUGCUAAGGAGAUAUGCCUAGUGUCUAGUCUCGUUUUUCCCGCGAAAUUCAAGACCCCGAAUUUCGAUAAGUACGAGGGCCACUCGUGCCCUAAAAGUCACCUCAUUAUGUACUAUCGGAAAAUGGUUGCGCACGUUGAAGACGAUAAACCUAUGAUACAUUGCUUCCAAGACAGCUUAAGGGGUUCUCCCUCUAAAUGGAUGGUGAGUAGUGUAUCAGCCAGUUUCUCUGACUUGGUUGUUGUGGGCAUAAAAGUCGAGCUUGGAUUGAAGAAUGGAAAAAUGAUAACCACCACUAAAACAUUCGGUAACAAUGUCAAAAGGUUUUCUGGAGGUUUUCAAAGAAAGAAAGAGGGUGAAACAAAUGCAGUGUGA
Molecule: messenger RNA, 864 nt
Organism: Lathyrus oleraceus (garden pea)
Lineage: Eukaryota; Viridiplantae; Streptophyta; Magnoliopsida; Fabales; Fabaceae
Exons: 2
Coding region: 1-864 (287 amino acids)
Source: RefSeq, a predicted model, not a curated record